Rotaria sp. Silwood1 is the source of this 405-nucleotide messenger RNA. The record is from the annotation of a GenBank genome assembly. NCBI's taxonomy places the organism in Eukaryota, Metazoa, Rotifera, Eurotatoria, Philodinida, Philodinidae.
AUGUCAGAGAUUUCUAUUCAUAUUCGACAUUGCAUUUUGUAUGAGUUCCAACUGGGGAACAAUGCAAGUGCUGCUGUGCACAAUAUAUGUGCUGCACUUGGUGAAGGUGUUGUUGCUGAUCGCACUUGUCGAGAUUGGUUUAAAAGAUUUCGGGAAGGUGAUAUGUCAUUGGAAGAUCGUCCAAGGUCUGGACGUCCUCUGGAAAUUGAUAUUGAACAAUUAAAAGUCCUGAUCGAAGACAAUCCACGAUUAACUACCAGUGAAUUAUCAGCUAUGCUUCUAUGCGAUCACUCCACCAUCGAUCGGCAUUUACAUGAAAUUGGAAAAGUUGUUAGAACAGAAAUACUAUUUCAUUUCGUUUUUUUUGAAUUUGGUGGAACUAUUUUUUGUUAUACUGCUGAUUAA